CCUAGUUUACAACAAGAGGGAGGGGAAAAGAAAGAAAGGGCCAGACGAAGCCAGAGAGAAGAAAUUGUGGAGAAGAGAGUUGAGCUAAAGUGAGGAGAUGUUAUGAUACGUUAACUUUUCUACUACAAAUACCUGCGGAGCUGACGGACAGGAGUGGGCGCGCGCGAAGUGACCUGCUGCAGGCGGAGAUCGCACCGGACCUCGAGCUGCUAUUUCUAUAUAAAGCCCACGAUACCACGGAUCUGUGUCAGAGCAUCUCCAGCUGGUCUCUUGCUUCGGUUUUCUGCCGUUGAGCUCAAUUAUGUCGUUUUCUUUGGUCCAAGGGGAGCAGCAACCAACAUAGAACAGUGCUCUGGUCUCGCCCCACUUUCUGUCAUUGGGUCCGAGUUAUCAUCAUCGCUGCUGCUCAUGACAGCGUUGGAGUGAAAUACUUUUGCUAACUAUACUUUCAGUCGAUUAUCUCUUUGAGACGUUGAUAGAUACGAGGUAGGGGUGUGUGCGGGAGCCGACUGAGGCCAAGGUGGUGUUUAAAAAAUAUAUAUCAACGUUAGUGGGGGUAGCGCAUUGGUGGCUAGCUUGCAAAAACAGUGGGUCUUUGGAUUUAACCAGCAAAUGGAGAGCCAGUGGGAGAUGGGUGAAUGCACCAGUUUUACGCACACCUGCAUGUGAUACGCCUUGUGUGGUAGAAAGUUAAUUGAUGGUGAAUACGAUUUCACGUUGCUUUACAUUUGAAUAUGAGUUUGUGCCAAAGCAAUAGAAUAUCAAUGUUGGAUGCUGACAGUAACCAUACGGCUAAACAGGCAGGUAGCUAACGGUUUUGGGAGUAAAAAAUGCAGGCGUAUUCAGGCAGGUUUUAGUAAAUUUAGCUACCAUCUUAUAGAUCUAGUACUCCGCAGUCAUUGUUCCUCAAAUAAGUGGUUUCAUGGUGUGAAGAAAAACAAUAGUAACAGACAUAUGUUGUGUAAAGGAAGGGUAGUGACAUGAGGACAAUAAUUGCGUUUCUUUGACUGCUUUCUGUUUCUGUUCGGCGGGUGCAGGGCCAGGGGCCGGUGCACUUGAAGCUCGGGUUGCCUUCUCGAGUUGAACCAGUCGGCUGUAUUUUGAAGUAACACAGGUUAUUUUGACUGACAAUUGCAGUGCUACGUGCUUCUUCACCUGCAUUGUUUGCUGUUUGGAUUUUUAGGCUGGGUUUCUGUACAGCACUUUGAGAUAUCAGCUGAUGUUUGAAGGGCUAUAUAAAUUUGAUGUGAUACUUGCGUCAAUGUAGACUGCAAUAAACCCAUCUGUGGUGGCCAGCUAACGUAAGAUAAACAAUUGGGGUUGCCACUUGUCCUCCAAACUUCAGCAAUAACAUCCAAAGUAAAAGCAUGAUGUUGCUGAGCAUAGCCUGCACUGGAGUUUAUGGAUGGCAAAUAGCUGCUGCUAGCCUGUGUUCAUUCAGCUAACUAGUAGUUGUGUAUAACUUUACACACGGUCCGAUGCAUACGCAAUUGAUUGAUAGAUUCAGACAUACACAUCCCUUCAAUAAACAAAUCUAUCAGGAUGAUGAAUUUGAUAGCUUUGUCAUUUUGAGCAUUUGCAUAACAAAAAGCUAGCCAGAUAGCUAAUGCACAUAGUUAGCUAGCCAGCUUGCUAUCCACUGCUAGCAAUUCAUGUUAGUGUCGUCCAAGCUAGCUGUCAGACAUUCUUGGUCAACUAGAUGCAAUAAAUCGAAUACUCCGGAGAUCGUUUCUGCCCUAAAAAAUUUACUAGCCUUUCGUACCAUUUGUACAUUGCUAAACUGAAGCGAGUAUGUGUAGAGACAAGUUGAACAUGGCCGCGAGGAUAGCGUAUGUCUCGGACUGAUGUGCCAAUUUACUCCGUGGAUGAGGGUGAGGCCUAGUUAACUUACUCAUGACCGCAGCACUCCAGUAAUGUAAACAAACAGACGAGGGUACAUCAGGGGUUAUUAGAUCAAGAGGAACACAUACUUCUCCGAUGAUAUUUAACAUAUUGUCCCAUCUGUAUCCUGUUGCAACUUGUGACUAUUUGGCAAUCCAUUUUACAUUGUGUUAUUCCCCGUAUUUCAUGUUCUGCACUGGGGAAAUAUAGUUGUUAUCGUCAAUGCGCGUGAAUAAAUAGGCUGCUCGCAGAGAAUGCGGCAUUCUGAAAAUAUGAAAGCGUGAGCUGGUCUCAUGUUGUUGACCGAUAAGCCUGGGACUUCAUUUUAAUCAGAAAUCAACAUUUACAGAUAUCUGUGCGCCACCGGGUAAAUCAUAAUAGCAGUGCGUCUAUUGCAGUGAACGUUGUGCGUGAUGACCGCAAUCUGAAGAUAAGCGUCAGAUACAGGCACUAUCGAGCACUGUUGCGUUCUUGUUUCAUCGAUGGAGUUGCCAUCCACUAUACGAUCUUGGAUCACUGAUGGAUGUUUGAACACAUGGAUUUUUAUCUGACAUUGUAAAGGGACGUUUUCAAGGACCCUUUUUAAUUGACUCACGUUUUUGGAAAAACACAAUAAAGGACCCUUUUCAACCAUGUAUUCGUCAGAAAGCCCUCAAUACCUCCGUCAAGGACUGAGCAUGUUUGUCUGGACCAACGUGGAACCCCGGUCAGUUCCUGUGUUUCCCUGGCAUUCAUUGGUCCCUUUCCUGGCACCAACCCAAUCAGACGCCUCUACUCAGUCUGGUGAGGGCCAACAACCAAUCAAUCAUCCCCAAGCUGCCAGUCUGAAAACAGAGUCUCAGGGGGGUGCAGUGCUGCUACAGGAGGCCAAUGAGGACCCCCCCACCCUGGAGAGAGGACCCACAAGGCCAACUCCCUCCACAGAUGACCUGGCCCCUGAGAGGGAGAGGGAGGCCGAAAGAGAGAGGCCAGACAGUGAGACUGAGAGUGAUGUGGAUGACCCGUUCUUCCCCAGUGUUCUUCCUGAGCCGCCCUUGUCUGUGACUCCUGUGAAGAGACGCACUCAGUCCCUCAGCGCCCUGCCCAAAGAUGGGGACAAAAUCAGCCCUAACAAGAGGGAGAAGGACCACAUCAGGCGGCCGAUGAACGCGUUCAUGAUCUUCAGUAAGCGUCAUCGAGCGCUGGUGCACCAGAGGCACCCCAACCAGGACAACCGCACGGUUAGCAAGAUCCUGGGCGAGUGGUGGUAUGCCCUGGGGCCCAAAGAGAAGCAGAAGUAUCACGACCUCGCCUUCCAGGUGAAGGAGGCCCACUUUAAGGCCCACCCAGACUGGAAGUGGUGCAACAAAGACAGGAAGAAGUCUAGUUCUGAUGGCCGAGGGCUCCCAGGGCCAGGGGGCAAAGACAUUAGAGAAAGGAGCAUGUCUGAGACCACCGAGCCCCAUGGUGUGGAGCUGAAAGGGGUGGGGCCUGGCCUGCUGGGUGUGUCUGAGCGGAAUCCAGGGGAGGGGCAUGUAGGUCAGCUACCACGCCCCCGAGCCUUCUCCCAGAGUGCCGUGCACAGCCUGGAGAGGUGUGAGAGGGGCAACACACAGGCCCUGGCCGAACUGUCACAGAUGUGUGGGGAUGGUGGUGGCCAGUUUUCGGGGCGCGCCCAGACCCUGUCCCGGUCUCAGAGGGGGGUCAGUGAGGACAUGACCAGUGAUGAGGAACGCAUGGUCAUCUGUGAAGAGGAGGGAGACGACGAUGUCAUUGAGGACCCGUACCCUGCCAACUCCAUAGACCUGAAGUGUAAGGAGAGAGUGACGGACAGCGACAGUGACAACGCCUCUGGGAACGAGAGCGAUCGCAAGCGUGUCUUUGCUCCAGCGAUCUGCUCUUCCUCCUCCCAGCCCACCCCCCACGGACGCUCCGUCUCUCUCUCCUCCUACCCUUCCAAACGCUACAACGAGGAGAGAGGAGGUGGGCUCUCAGACCGCAGGAGGAAGAGAGGAAUAGAGGGAGGAGGUGGUGAUGGAGGAGGAGUGGCAUCCCUCUCUCUUUCCCUGUCCUCCUCAGGCCACUCUGUCAUCUCCAGCCCCGGAGGCCCAGUUCCUUCUGCCCUUGCCCCCCUUGGCCUGUCUCCUCUCCUCGGGUUGGGGGCUGUCAGAGUGGCCUCUACAGUGGUGACCAAUGUGGUUCGUCCGGUCGUGAGCACGCCAGUCCCCAUCGCUAGUAAACCCCGAGACGGAGCAGCUUCAUCCAUUCCUCACCCAUCAGACAGGAGGUCCCUCCCAUUGCAACAGGCGCAGCUUCUGAUUGGCUCCGGAGCAGGAAGCGGAGGGCCUGGCUACUACUCCUCAUCGUCACCCAAUCCCAUAGGUGCAGGGGCAGGUCCAGGGGGGCUGGUGACCAGCUUGGUGUUCCCGGGGCACAGCCAGUCCACCGUCCAGCUCAUCAGUCCCUCCCCCAAUCCGUCCUCCCACCACCAGCUGCCCCCCACCGCCCCUGUCUCUGCCCCCACACACAACCACACCAACGGCCCCCUGCCCCUCUCCCUGCUCCAGCCCCAGUUCCUUUCCUCGUCAUCUCUGGCAUCCCCCGGGGGCAAAGCCAUCACACAGGUCCAAUACAUCCUGCCCACCCUAUCAGCCAGCUCCAAUCACAAGAGCCCCUCCCCUCAGCUGCACAACCUGCCGAACAGUAUCUUCAACCUGCCGACAGCUCCGCCCACCCACAUGGCCAUAGCCAAUGGGAAGCAGGUGGGGCUGGGCUCGCUGAUGGGAUACACCUCCAGCCCAGCCGUGGGAGUGGUCAGCCCGGGAGCCAGAGUGCAAUCCCAGUCCCCAGUCCUACAGGGCAAGAUGCUGCUUCCCAUGGCAACAGUGAGGACUGCACCCGCCCCUGCUCAGCAGUACCCCCUCGUGGCUCCACCUCUUCCUGUCCAGAAUGGAGCUCAAGCAGGAAGCAAGAUCUUCCAGAUCGCUCCCAUGCCUGUUGUCCAAUCCCAGCUCCAGCAAGGCGGGGCAGGGCAUCCUGGGAGCCCUUUUCCCGUUACCUUGGGAACGGCCACAGUGUUGCACCAAGGUUCUGCCCCAUCUCAGACUGUGCUGCUGCCGCCCCCACCAACCAGGAUCACCUAUGUCGAGUCCACGCCAGGAGUCCCCUCUGCUCUGCCUCUGGUCUCCACAACAACAGGCUCCUCCUCCCCUCAGCAGGCCCAGCCCACCCCUGGAUCUGCAUAUGUUUCGUCGCCCCUAGCAACGCUGGGCUUUACAGCCAUAGCCCCCCCUGGACAGAACCUAGUCCAACCCCUCAUCACAGGUUUCGGGCAGGGCUGGGCAGGGCCUGGCUUUAAAUUUGCCAGAUGCAAUCAGGCCUGGGUAGGGCAUGGGUUUGGCUCCGGCAUAAAAUGCAUGCCCGUGCAGGGCUCUACAGGUCAGCCUCCCCUUCAGGCCCCAGUCCAGUCCCCUACCUGCCCCUCCCUCCCCUCUGGCCCAGCCUCUGCUUUAGGGGGACAGAUAAUCACCGCCAUCUACCCCCCUACCAGCGUCACCAUGGCAACUGGGAUGGUCUCCAUGGCUACCGGGCCACCCAGCAUGGUGUACACAGUCUCCAGCUCCUCCAGUCUGUCCACCCACAUCCUGCCCAAAUACACAUUCGCCCCCGCCACCCCCAUCACACACACUCACACACACACCCAGCUCCAGUCAGACAGACAAACAGACAGGCACGUGGGGGAGAGACCCACGGACAGAACGUCUCACUCUCAGUCAGAGAAAGCGGCAGACAGACAAGCGGAGACGCAGCCUGAGCUACAGGCGUACGGACAGACGGACAGGCCAACCCUCACGCAGGCGGACAGACAGACGGAGAGGGAAGCCCAGACCUUCAAUAAAAGCAGCAGCUUAGUGGCACCCCCAAGUGGCUCCUCAUUGUCACUGCGGCCCUGUAGCCCCCCCCUGGCCUCUCACACUUCCACAGGCAGUGCACCAGGCACCCCCAAACUUCCCCAGAUCCCGGUGAGAACCCCUCAGAAAAUCAAAGCCACAGUUGCCAACAUCCCGGUGGGCAGCUACGAGGGAGGAGGCCGAGGAAAGGAGAGGGAGAAGAACCGAGAGAGGGAAAGGGAGAAAGAAAGAGAAAACACUGGGGCCAACAGUCGUUUUUCCUUUGAGCUGGAGCGUCCUGUGGAGUCGACGUCCCCCUCCCAACACACACACACUGCUGAGGAGCCCCCCUCUGACAGACCCCCUGAGGGACACGAUCCUGGGGACAACACUGACACAUGCAGCACAGAGGCCAGCAACAAGGAGUCCGGGUGGAAGGACUCCGUCCCCUCCUCACCCCUGCCCCCUCCCUUGGGUACAGACCCUGCCCUGCCACCUCCCCAGAGCGACAAAGACGCCCCUCCUCCCAAGAAGGUGAAGGCCCGCCCCCCGCCACUCAAAAGGACCUUUGACUCUGUGGACAAGGUGUUGUCGGAGGUGUAUUUUGAGGAGCGUUUUGCUCAGCUACCAGAGUUCAGGCCAGAGGAGGUGCUGCCCUCCCCCACCCUGCAGAGCCUGGCCACCUCCCCCCGCGCCAUUCUGGGCAGCUACCGCCGCAAGAGGAAGAACUCCACAGACCUGGACUCGUCCACAGAGGACCCUGUGUCCCCGAAGAGGAGGAGCAGAAGGCGCUCCAGCUGCAGCUCGGAGCCCAGCACACCCAAGAGCGCCGCCAAGUGUGAGGGAGACGUCUUCACCUUCGACCGACCAGCCCCCCUGUCUGUGUGUCCCCCUCCAGGGACAGGUGCUGAUGGAGAGGACAUCCUGGGGGAGCUGGAGUUUGACAAGGUGCCCUACUCCUCUCUGAGACGCACCCUGGACCAGAGACGAGCCCUCGUCAUGCAGCUCUUCCAGGAGCAUGGCUUCUUUCCGUCAGCCCAGGCCACGGCAGCCUUCCAGGCACGCUACUCAGACAUCUUCCCCACCAAGGUGUGUCUGCAGCUGAAGAUCAGGGAGGUCCGACAGAAGAUCAUGCAGACUGCCGUCCCCUCUGAGACCAACGAGGCCUCCUCGCUCCCCGGACCAUCUGGCACCCAAUCAGGGGAAGGGACAGGAGGGGCGGAGCCAUUGGGAGAGGAGGCGGAUCGAGAGCGGGAGAGUAGUCCAGAAGAGCCGAGGGAUUCGCAGGAGUCUUCUAGAUGAAGGAUGCCGACAGGCUGGAUUGACCAAUCAGCGAUGGACCAGUUCCCCAAAUCCCGCCUCUUAAUUUUGUUGAAGCUACACCCCUCUGUCCGUGUGCGUAUCUGGACCGGUCUCUCUCUCUUUCUCCAGAGAGCCAGGUCAGAAAGAGCAAGUGGACGAGACCAAGAGGAUGUGUGUUUGCAAAAUGUGUCAGAGGUGGAAUUGUUUAAAACUUAAAAGGGGAUUUAAAAAAAAGAAGUGUAAUUCCCCCUCUCCAAAAAAUGACAUUUAAAAUGCCAGUGACACACACACACACGGCUGAUGAACCCCAAACUCCAAUACUCACACUUGAAUUAGCACUUUGUUAGUAAUAUGAAUAUUAUCCCUGUAAGCUUCCAUUGAUGCCAGUGGACUAUAGACUAUACAAUAACUCUCCAGCUGUUUCCCAUUGCCUUGGAGCAGGGCCCAUCUUUCAGACUGAAUAGCAUAUCAUUUACUGGGACUGUUUGAGGUAAUUUAUCUCACUCUAACAGGACUGGCUUGUUUUUAAAAAUGGAGGGCUUGGGAAGCAAGAUCAGUUAAUUGGCUGCUGAAGAGGGUCUGGCUCUCAAGUCGCCCAUUGGCUAAUUUGUUUCUGCUGGACAUUAGGGGGCUGGGUCCCCACUGGCUUGAGAUGAUGCCAUUAGAUAGAGAGCCCGCACUACCCUGGUGAGGGAUCAGAAGGAUCCUUGUUCUGUUAGAUUUUUCUCUACUUUGAUCCAUAAAAGCAUAACUUCAGGACAGGUCUGUGAGGGGGACAGGAGAGAGUUUAGGACCUCGCCCUCACUUGCCAUGAUUGGCUACAGAAGAUGCCAGUAAAGCGUGCACAAAGCGUUCCUGCUAGUCUGAUUCGCUCGCCAUGAGGGAAGGAGGCGGGGAGAAGGAGUCAAUGGGCACAUCAUGGCUUUACAUUUCUCACUGUCACUUCUACCAUGUUUUAUAUAUUUGUAGACUUCAGUUGAGGACGUCAGGCUGACAGGCCUAUUACAUUUAAUGCCAAGCAGUUUUAUUAUCUAACUUUUUUUUAAAGACAUCGAACUUGUCUUCUUUUUUAAUCAAACACAUGUAACUUUGCAGUUCAUUAUGUUGUUAUUGUAUUACUGUUACUAAUAUUACUCCUCUCAUUGUUAUAGUGGACCUGAUCCUUGCUACGGGCUGGUAGCAAUGUCAUAUGAUUAGCUCUAGCAACCGGUUUGCAUAUUUGAGGGGAAUGGGACGUUUGAGAGAGAUGGUCCUCACCUGUGCCUCUUUCCCUCUCUUUUGUCUUCCCUUUCAACACCCUCACUUCGCCCCAGCAAGGACCUGGGGUGACAAAUAUUUUUAUUAAUUUCAAUGAGGGAUAACAAAAAGAGGGUUGACAUUUGUAUUCGUUUUAAGUGUAAUAAGUAUGUUUUUGGACAACCCUGAAAACCGCUCUCUCUCUCUCACUCCCCUGCUAGUAAGGUUUGAUUCUAUAGCCUCCUCCUUCCUCCCUCUUUUCCUUCCAUUCAUCCUUCCUUACUGUUCUCUCUAGAUCUUUUUUUGGGGUGGGAGGAGGUAAGCCUGGAGGGGGCAGGGCAGUAUAUAGAGUGGUAGGGUAUAAUAUUGGUUGUCUUUGUGCAAGACCUGGUUGUUGUACAUAUUAUUUACUGUAGUCAGGAGACUCACUAUAAUAUUAAGGAACAAUGUGUACCUGACUUGUAUUGACUUUUAAAAGACGACAUUACACAACGUCAAACUCCCAAAAUUGACAAAUUAUUAUUAACGUUUUACUCCUUGUUUUACUGAGAUACAGUUUGCAAGAUAAACUUAAAUUAUUCAUAAAUGUACAUCUAUCUUUCAGUAUACAAAUAAAUGUUCAAGGUAA
Oncorhynchus tshawytscha (Chinook salmon) is the source of this 8916-nucleotide messenger RNA. Its product is annotated as protein capicua homolog. The transcript has 21 exons. Gene Ontology annotation, molecular function: DNA-binding transcription factor activity, RNA polymerase II-specific; RNA polymerase II transcription regulatory region sequence-specific DNA binding. Bases 2514 to 7052 code for a protein of 1512 amino acids. Gene Ontology annotation, biological process: regulation of transcription by RNA polymerase II. The record is from RefSeq and is a predicted model, not a curated record. NCBI's taxonomy places the organism in Eukaryota, Metazoa, Chordata, Actinopteri, Salmoniformes, Salmonidae. Gene Ontology annotation, cellular component: nucleus.